CAAAUGGGCGGCCGCUAUACAGUAAAAAAAAUUGAUUGUUAUUGUGAUAAAAAAUUUAAUUCUGCUCAAUUAAAUUUAAAAAUAGAACAAUAAACAAAAAUACCUCAGUGCUAGUGUUAGUUCCUGCUGUUUCAUACCUGUAAAUAACCUUUUAAAAUAGCGUGAUGCGUGCGCCGGCGAGUGCCGGCGGGGUGGCCGUGACCCGCUGGUCGCAGACUGCGCCCGCGCCGCUCACGGACUACGCGGACAAGGCGCCCCCAGUACACGCAUACCCCGUGUUCCCUUAUGACGAUGAGAUCAACCAACGUCUCGCUAUUUGGCAAGGCGAUAUAUCAACGUUGGAAGUGGAUGCAAUCACGAACACAACUGACGAGACACUGUCAGAAUGCAAUAUAGUUAGCGAGCGUAUCAUGCAAGGAGCGGGACCAGACUUGAAAGAGGAAAUCAUUACCAGAUCCUUAGAGUGUCGAACAGGGGAAGUGGUAGUAACUGGAGGGUUCAACCUCCACUGUAGACACAUCAUACACACAGUGAGUCCAAAAUACGUGGCAAAAUAUCACACAGCGGCCGAGAGCUCGUUACACAACUGUUACAAAAAUGUUCUUCAUUGCGCUCUCGAGUUGGGUGUUCGUUCGCUCGCGCUGUGCGUAGUGAGCUCGCCGCGGAAAAACUUUCCGCCAGAUGUCGCCGCGCAUGUCGCGUUACGCUCGGUGCGGCGCCACCUGGAGAGCGCGCGGCUGCCGGCGCAGGUGGUGCUGGUGAGCGCGCUGGGCGCCGAGCUGUCGCCGCUGCAGGCGCUGGCGCCGCUGUACUUCCCGCGCGGCGCCGGCGAGGCGGACGCGGCGCGCUGGCGCCUGCGCGACGCGCCCGACGCGCACCCCGAGCGCCGCAUCCGCAUCAUCCACAACCCGCACGAGCACGCCGACCGAGCAGCGGACGACGACACGUCGUUGUGCGAUGAGGACGCGGCAGCUGAGGCGGCGGCGGCGUUCGCCCGCGCGUGCUCGCCAGACACGCAGCUCUUGCUGCCCGCCGCCUCGCCGGCGCCAGCACCGCACGCCGCGCGACGCUACCAAUCCGAGCAAUAUGAAAGACUAUUGCGACGUGCUCGCAGCGAGGACCUGAGCGAGGUGUCUGGCAUCGGCUGCCUGUACCAGAGCGGCGUAGAUCGUCUCGGCCGGCCUGUUGUUGUGUUCAUUGGAAAAUGGUUCCCGAUAUCUGACAUCGAUUUGGAUAAGGCUCUCCUAUACUUAAUAAAGUUGUUGGACCCGAUCGUUCGCGGCGACUACGUUAUCGCGUACUUCCACACUCUCGCCUCUUCCAACAACCACCCGCCGUUCUCCUGGCUCAAGGAAGUCUACUCCGUGCUGCCUUACAAAUAUAAGAAGAAUUUGAAAGCGUUCUACAUCGUACAUCCAACGUUUUGGACCAAAAUGAUGACGUGGUGGUUUACGACGUUCAUGGCGCCAGCCAUCAAGGCGAAGGUGCACAACCUGCCGGGCGUCGAGUACCUCUACUCCGUGAUGGCGCGCGACCAGCUCGAAGUGCCCGCCUUCGUCACGGAGUACGACAUGACGAUAAACGGCCUGCACUACUUCCAGCCCGACACCAACAACACGUAGACGGCUCUACUCCACGCCGCCCUCUUUUCCCAUAUUCUAUACGUUUAUUUAUAUUAAUAAAAAUCUAUGACGCUGUGUAUUCGAUCGAUUAAAUGGCUACUUUAGUUUUUGUUGCUGGCAAAUCGUCAAUAAUAGUAAUGUGUAUACUCACCAUUACAAUAUUUGUGCGUGUAUGGCAAGCUUUAAAUAUUGUUAAACCUUGUUAGGAAUUGAAUAAAGGCAAUAAACGAGCACUCCAAUUUUAUAUAAAUGAAAGAUCGGGUUAAAUUCGUGACGGCCUAGAUUCGAUUGAAAUAAAACUUCGUUAUUGCUUUUUCUCUAUUCGAGGAUUUGGACCCAAAGAUUUGAAUCUGUUCCAUAAAAUGGCGGCGAGUGACAGGCCAGUGUUAGAUUAGAAGGUUAGUUUGUAGUUGUAUGCAUUUUCUAUACAACUUUGAAAUAAAAAAAUGACAAAAAAAUCAACAUAUCAAAACUUAUUAUAAAAUAAAAUUGUUGAUUUUAUUAAUCCAAUAAUUUUCAUUCGAAAUUUUCGAUCAUAUUGUUUUUAUUUGUCAAUGACAAUUAUAAGUUGUAUAGAAAAUUCAACAAAUCCGUAAGAUUGUUGAAAAUUUAACUGGUAAUUAGUAUUAGCAGUGCAUUUUUAUAUUUUGUAAGUGAUAACUAAAUGUGUGGAUAUUUCGAUGCUCUUUUGCAAAUCUUGUUAUUGAUGUGCUCAUGAAACAAGCAUAACGUAAUUGGCACAGAUAAUAAAUGUCGCUGGACACUAAGAAAAUAAUAUUUACAGUAAAAUUUAGUUUAAAAUACAUUAUUUUUUGUCUUUAUGAUUUAUGUGUUCAUACCAAAAACAAAAUCCAAAAUAGAUAAUUUUACGUUAAUUACCUACAAACAUAUACAAAACAGGGUAACUGUGUCAGAGACGCCAUAUUUGAAGUGUGUUGAAAUUAUAUUUCCUUUUAUCUAUAAGCACUAAGUAAUACUUCCACGAAAUAUGAAAGCAACUUCAAGAUUUUUAUUUUAUAAUAUGGAACAACUUUUCCACAUUUGUAUUAAGGUGCUGGAAUUUCGUUACGCGUUUAGUUUUAUUUUAUAGAAUAAUAAAUAGUUGUUGAUAAUAGUUCUGUACAUAUGUUGUUACAGGAUUGCACAUUGCAUGAUUCUAGAUCAGAUAUGAAAUGGUUUAGUGCCAAGUCAUUUUCUUUGUAAAAUUUCUUUAAAGCUACUAUCACAAAUGUUGAUGAUCUUCAAUAUGUGCGAUAUAUAAAGAUUUAACUAAAAUUCUGUACCAACUUGUUUUAAAGUAUUUCUCAAUGCAAUACCACUGCCAUUUAUGCAAGGCGUUCGUAUUUGUAUACAAUAGUGAGAUAAAUUGCAGGGUGAUUUCUGUAUGCACCAAGUUAUAGCACUGCAAUAUGUAGCUACUAAUUUUAUGUCACAUCAAGGAACAGAUAAUAAAAGUAAAGAAGUAGUUACAAAAAUAUUUUUAUAAUAAAUAAUUAUGUUGAUGUUAACAAAAAAUGUUUUUUAUUAUAAUAUCUAAAAAUAUUUUUAUAACGUUACAAACACUCUGAAUGUGCCACAUUUCCAUAAACAAUUAUUGUAGUUAUAUUUUAAGUAUAAGUGGAAAGCAAACGCAGUCACUGUAUUAUGUAAUGAAUUUAUAGAAGAUUUGAAGAUUUAUAUUACAAAUUCAAAAUUGUUAAUGUCUUUGAUUACAAUAACAAAAUACUUACCGCAAAGCCUUAGGUGUGUUAACCGUUGUUAUUCUUUGUUAGCAGAGUAUAUUGUUGUCCAGUUGAAUGUGAAUGAGAGUCGGCAUAAACUUUGUAUUAUAAUGCUAAUUUAGGAGUUAUUUAAACAAUGUGAUGAAUCAGUUAAGUUUCAUAUUUUAUAAAAUAUUAGGCUAUGUACAUAUUUAAUAAACACAAAUAAAGUUAUUAAUUUACUA
This is a messenger RNA of Nymphalis io (European peacock), 3567 nucleotides long. It is a transcript of the gene Gdap2, whose product is annotated as protein GDAP2 homolog. The record is from RefSeq and is a predicted model, not a curated record. NCBI's taxonomy places the organism in Eukaryota, Metazoa, Arthropoda, Insecta, Lepidoptera, Nymphalidae. Bases 165 to 1622 code for a protein of 485 amino acids. The transcript has 12 exons.